AUGGACGUGGAAAUGUCGUCAGGGGACGCGCCGCCGCAGGCGCAACCGCAACCGCAGCAGCAAGAACAACCGAACCAGCAGUCGUCGACACCAGCGCCCUCGGCCGCGCCCGCACCGCCCGCUCCCAGCACAUCGACGUCAACUUCGACCGGAGCGAUGAGCUUUCGGAGACAACGAGCGUCACGCGCAUGCGAGACAUGCCACGCAAGAAAGGUUCGAUGCGACGCGGCGAGCCUUGGUGUGCCCUGCACCAACUGUGUAGCCUUCCAGAUUGAAUGUCGCAUUCCAAACCCUAAGCGCAAGAAGACUCAAGGUACAGGUAGUCAAGCCAACAAGGAUUCAGAUAGUGACCGAGGCGAUGGCACUGAGGAUCCUUCACCUCGUCCUGCCGCUCCGACUGCGACCAGCUUCGCCCCUCGGACGCCCUCUGUCUUCCACUCGCACAAUGGCACUCCACCAACCACAUUGACAGAAGCUCAGGCUCGGAAGGAAGAGGUUGAUAGUGGCACAUAUCUCGAUCUUGUUAUGAAGCCCAAGUUCACUCGUGCCCCGAUCACCGAAGCUGGGCGAGUCGCAUACCUCGGCGAAUCUUCCAAUCUCACCCUUCUUGUUCACGAUCGUCAAGGCUCGGCCGAUGUUGUUCACUACCCGCUGCCCGAGAACGUUCGCGGCUCCCGAGCCCGUCUCACUGAGCUCGACAAUGUCGAAAUCGACAUUUUACAUCAAAGAGGAGCAUUCCUACUUCCUCCACGCGCACUCUGCGACGAACUCAUCGACGCCUACUUCAGCUGGGUGCAUCCCAUUGUGCCCGUCAUUAACCGCACCCGCUUCAUGCGGCAGUAUCGAGAUCCUAAAAACCCUCCAUCGCUGCUACUUCUUCAGUCCGUCCUCCUUGCCGGAACUCGGGCCUGCAACAACGCUCAGCUGAUGGACGCGAAUGGUUCUACGACACCAGCAGCCCUAACUUUCUACAAGCGCGCCAAGGCCCUGUACGAUGCAAACUACGAAGAUGACCGUGUAACGAUUGUCCAGUCGCUACUCCUCAUGGGCUGGUAUUGGGAAGGACCUGAGGAUGUCACCAAGAACGUCUUUUACUGGAGCCGUGUGGCGACCAUUGUUGCUCAGGGCUCGGGCAUGCAUCGAUCUGUCGAACAGUCACAGCUAAGUCGCUCAGACAAGAGGCUGUGGAAGCGCAUUUGGUGGACGCUCUUUACUCGUGACCGAUCGGUGGCCGUGGCAUUGGGCCGGCCUGUUCAUAUCAACCUCGACGAUGCGGACGUGGAAAUGUUGACGGAGGAUGAUUUCAUCGAGGACGAACAGGACCGCGUGAGCGAGUAUCCGCCCGACCCAAUCCACGUUCAGUUCUUCCUCGAGUAUGUUAAGCUCUGCGAGAUCAUGGGCUUGGUGUUGUCACAACAAUACUCGGUAGCCUCCAAGGGCCGGCAACGAAAUGCCAUCGAUCUCACUCACAGCGACAUGGCACUGGCCGAUUGGCUUCAGAACUGCCCCAAGAUCGUCUACUGGGAGGUGCCACGCCAUCACUUUUGGUCCGCUCUCCUUCACUCGAACUAUUACACGACGUUAUGUCUUCUACAUCGAGCCCAUAUGCCGCCAGGUGGCUCUGCACGGUUCCCCGAUCCCUCGCCAUACCCAUCGCGAAACAUCGCUUUCCAGGCGGCGGCCAUGAUCACAUCGAUCGUCGAAAACCUCGCCGCUCACGACCAGCUACGAUACUGUCCAGCUUUUGUUGUUUACAGUCUAUUCUCCGCUCUAAUCAUGCAUGUUUACCAAAUGAGGUCACCUGUGCCUUCGAUUCAGCAGGUGACACAGGACCGGUUGCGCAGCUGCAUGUCGGCUAUGAAGGAGAUAUCGCGAGUCUGGCUGGUGGGCAAGAUGGUCUAUGCCCUCUUUGAGUCCAUCAUUGGAAACAAGGUGCUGGAAGAGCGAUUACAAAAGGCCGAGGGCAAGCGACAUCGAAAGAUGCGUCAGACUCUCACAACACAAUUGGAACAGCAUAGUCGACAGGCAGAAGCGCCCAAGCGCAAAUACGACGAGAUGGCCAUCGACUUUGGCACCAAUACUCCUCAGCCUCAGGAGUCAUAUGAGAGGUCACGCCCACAGACGCCGAGUGCCGUCAAGGCAGAAACAAAUUCGAUGCAACCACCGCCUGUAACCUCACCAGGUGCACGACAGAGUGCGGCAGACACAUUUAUGGGAGGGACGAACUCGAGACCACAAACCCGACCAGCGACACCUUUUAACCCCUCAUUCUCGGUGCCGCCAACGCCUCCAGAUCUGUACCUUGUGACCAGAAACUCGCCGAACCUAUCUCAGUCCCUGUGGGAGAACUUCCAGCCAGAUCAGCUGUUUCCAGACAGUGCUGCUAUGCCAGCAUUCCCAAACCUAUCGCCAAUCCAGACGCACACUUCCCUCGAUCACAACGCGAUGGGGCCAGUACCAGGCAACGGGCAAGGCGGGAUGGCUAACCAGCAGGCCGGGCAAUUUCAGCAGCGAGGAAAUGGAAUUCUGCCACAAGGCUUCCAAGGGCAUAACAACAUGUGGCAACCAAAUCUUGAUCCGAAUUUGCCGGAAGGGCAGAGUCCUGAUAGCUGGAGCAGCACCUCGGGCCAAGGCCAAGCGGUCCCGACUACACUUAAUGUGGAAGACUGGUUCCAAUUCUUCGGCAUCAAUGGCACUGAUCCAAAUCAUCUCAAUCUUGAUAUACCACUGGGCUGA
This is a messenger RNA of Fusarium keratoplasticum, 2736 nucleotides long. RefSeq names its product Cutinase transcription factor 1 alpha. Gene Ontology annotation, biological process: DNA-templated transcription; regulation of DNA-templated transcription. The transcript has 6 exons. Gene Ontology annotation, molecular function: DNA-binding transcription factor activity, RNA polymerase II-specific; DNA binding; zinc ion binding. Bases 1 to 2736 code for a protein of 911 amino acids. The record is from RefSeq and is a predicted model, not a curated record. NCBI's taxonomy places the organism in Eukaryota, Fungi, Ascomycota, Sordariomycetes, Hypocreales, Nectriaceae.